CACUUGGGUAUUUCCGCACUACCGUAAGGGAUCGUCUGUCAAUGUUUGGAAGGGGGGCGGGUGCAAGUAAAAAAGACCUAAGCUUGCCGCGAUCAUAAGGUUUUGUAAUCGUUUAUUGUUACUAGUUUUGUUUUAUGCACAAAGUAUCAGAAGCAUAUCGAUUCGUGUUUUACGGACGUCCCCAGGGCACAGCCAUGGCAGAGAUGCUGCUAAAUAGCCUCUUAAACAAUGACUGGAUGGUUUCAGGCCCAGCCUCUGUCCCAUAUGUGGAGAUUAUUGAGCAGCCAAAGCAGCGUGGAAUGCGAUUUCGUUAUAAGUGUGAAGGGCGUUCUGCUGGCAGUAUUCCUGGAGAACGUAGCACGGAUACAACUAAAACACAUCCCACAAUAAAGGUGAACAAUUACCAGGGUCCAGCCCGUGUACGAAUAUCAUUGGUCACCAGAGAUGCUCCUCAUAAACCUCACCCACAUGAGCUAGUUGGAAAAGAUUGCAAGGAUGGAUAUUAUGAGGCUGAGCUGUCGCCAGAUCGGAAUAUUCACAGUUUUCAGAAUUUGGGAAUUCAGUGUGUGAAGAAGAGAGAGGUGGAAGAGGCGAUUGCGCAGCGUAUCCGGACAAACAAUAACCCCUUCAAAGUCCCUGUUGAAGAUCUGAAGUCCGAUUAUGAUCUGAACACGGUUUGCCUCUGCUUUCAAGUUUUUAUUCGGGACCAGACUGGGAGCCGCUUUAUUCCACUGUCAUUUGUGGUGUCACAGCCUAUCUUCGAUAACAGAGCUCCAAACACAGCCGAACUGAAGAUCUGCAGAGUAAACAAGAAUUCAGGAAGUUGCAGGGGAGGGGACGAGAUCUUUUUACUAUGUGAUAAAGUGCAGAAAGAAGACAUUGAGGUUCUGUUUGUAUCAGGAGGUUGGGAAGCACGUGGUUCGUUCUCUCAAGCAGAUGUUCACAGACAGGUGGCAAUUGUGUUUAGGACACCUCCAUACAAAGAUCCAGGGAUCCGGCAGCCUGUUAAGGUUCACAUGCAGUUGAGGCGUCCUUCAGAUAAAGAAGUCAGUGAACCUAUGGAGUUUCAAUAUCUGCCUCAUGACGGUGACUUUCAUCAUAUUGAAGAAAAGCGGAAGAGAACCUUGGAUGAUUUUAGGAAUAUUGCCAAGAUAAAUCCAUUUUCAGCUCCUGAAAACCGUCCCCAGCGAAAAAUUGCUGUGCCAGCCCGUUCAAUUCCCAAGACAGAGCCUGUGACACCUUCCAUACGACCAAUGCCACAGCUGCCCACACAAAUGGUUUCAUCCUCCCAGUUUUCAAUGCCAGUGGUUAAAGUUGACCAUGAAAUUCCAGCAUCUGCUCUUCUUUCCACAGUCAGUGAUUUCAGCAAUCUUGGCUUUUCCCCUCAUCCUCCAUCAUCACAGCCCUCCCAACAAUCUGAAGUUGAUCAGCUUGGAUCUUUGUUGAGCUACUCUUCUUUUACAGAUGAUGGAAAUCUAGAUUUAGCUAGUAUGCUACAAAAUGAUCCAGAGAGCCACUGUAACAGCCUCAGCUCCAUUGACAAUAGUGACUUUGGUCAAAUGCUUAGUGAAUCCCAAUCUUCAACAACAAUGUUGUCUGCUUUACAUGAUCCUGGGUCUAGUCACAAUACCAUUAUGGCAUAUCCUGAAUCUAUCGCUCGCCUUAUGGCUAGUAGGCCAAAUGAGGACAAUGCAGGUGGAGAAAGAAUCAAUAGUACCUUAAUGAAUGGAAUGUUUGAGAUGCAACAAGGAGAGUCCUUAAACUCCCUGUUUGAAAUGGACUUUGCUUCAUUAAUGGGUGAGAUGAAAUGAGAAUUGUAUUUUUAUUUUUUUAUAAAGAACAUGGUGAUGGCAAACUGUAUGCCGGACAGGCUCACACUCAGUAGCCUGAUCAGCUGGAUUCUUCAGGACAGUUUGGCCUUCAGCUUCAUCAUGAUUUUGAAUCCAUUUGAGGUUGCCUACAUGUCCCCAGACUGUGCUGGUCCUAUUCAGCUUAUAUCGGCAUUGUUUUGAAGGGAUAUCAAAGACCAAUUAAACAUCUGUGGGCUAGGAAGGGACCUUGACUCACUGCAGCAAUUUGGGGGAGGGGAGAAGCAUUGUAAACUGAAUUGGUGGCAUCACAUGACAGUUUCUCAAAAUCUGUUAUUGGCCUUUUACAUGUACACACUUUCAGAUAUGGCAGCAAUUUGUACUGGCUAAUUUACGGUAGAGAUACAUUUCAGCAUUUGUGUCUGGACAUGCAUAAGUAUAUAAAAUCUUUCUACCAUUGGAAUUUCUAUGCAGAUUGGCUAUUAUAUCACUAAUUUUACACUUUUCCAUUAGAACAAUACAUUCUAUCCAGUAAGUAUAAUUUAUAGUUCUCGGAAAGAUUAUGGUAUUCUAAAGUAAGACCAGUCGAUAAUCAUGUUCUGCGUUGUCAGGAUUGAUUUUACUGGCUCUUUGUUUCAAAAUGAGUUUUUUUACUUUACUUUACUUUAAACCACUGUUGUGCUCAUAGUAACAGUUUAAAGAUUAAAAUUAUUUGGAUUAACUCUUUGAUUGCAGCUUUCUACAUAGUAAUCAUCACAGUAGAUAUAUGUAUAAACUAUACAUCUAGCUACACACCACUGGAUUUCAUUUAGCCUGUAGUUUUCAACUGCUUUAAUUUUGCCUCAUUAUAUUCUCCUUGAAAUGCAUUUUUGGUGAUGGCAUUAAAUCCCUGGCUGGGGAUCAGUGUUUGAUGUUGCAUUUAUGUAACAUAGCACUUCAGUGCUUUGCUGGUUCAUUCUAUUUUCAUUGUGGGUUACACUGUGGUUGCAGGUGAAAUAUAUUUUAAAACUGACUAAAGUAAUUUUCAUUACCUUGGGGGAUAAAUCAUAAAAUAGACAGACAGAUCUAGAUUUGUUUUCCCACCCAUGUGCAAUUGUUAACAAUAGUUAUUGUGAAACUAGCAGGUGGCACAAGGUCGUUUGUUUUCAUCACAUCAAAGUAAGCCUUCUUAAAUACACUUGUACAUGCACGGGUUAAGUAUAUGCUAAUUUUAAGCUCAGACUCUUCAAGAUGCAGUUGACUUCUCAGGAAUCUUAUAUAUACACUAGUACAUAUCUAGGCUUUGGGGUUUCAUGUGUAGGCGAAUAGAAGGAACCCCCAUCACU
This is a messenger RNA of Pelobates fuscus (common spadefoot toad), 3133 nucleotides long. It is a transcript of the gene RELA, whose product is annotated as RELA proto-oncogene, NF-kB subunit. NCBI's taxonomy places the organism in Eukaryota, Metazoa, Chordata, Amphibia, Anura, Pelobatidae. Gene Ontology annotation, cellular component: cytoplasm. Gene Ontology annotation, molecular function: RNA polymerase II cis-regulatory region sequence-specific DNA binding; DNA-binding transcription factor activity, RNA polymerase II-specific. Gene Ontology annotation, biological process: inflammatory response; non-canonical NF-kappaB signal transduction; canonical NF-kappaB signal transduction. Bases 135 to 1811 code for a protein of 558 amino acids. The record is from RefSeq and is a predicted model, not a curated record. The transcript is spliced from 11 exons.